Messenger RNA from Astyanax mexicanus (Mexican tetra), 4931 nucleotides. It is a transcript of the gene cpne1, whose product is annotated as copine I. The record is from RefSeq and is a predicted model, not a curated record. Gene Ontology annotation, molecular function: calcium-dependent phospholipid binding. Bases 140 to 1744 code for a protein of 534 amino acids. Lineage: Eukaryota; Metazoa; Chordata; Actinopteri; Characiformes; Acestrorhamphidae. The transcript has 16 exons. Gene Ontology annotation, cellular component: plasma membrane. Gene Ontology annotation, biological process: positive regulation of tumor necrosis factor-mediated signaling pathway; cellular response to calcium ion; regulation of canonical NF-kappaB signal transduction.
GUUUUACUCAGAGAUGAUCCUGCAGCUGAGGGGAGCAGAACCCCGCGGUACAGAAGAUCCAGAGCCCGGCUCCUGCUGAUAAAUCGAGCGGGUAAACAGAGCAGAAUCAGUAGAGCUGCGCUAAAAGCAGAUAAACUCGAUGGCGACUCAGUGUGUAGUGAAGGUUGAGCUCACCAUUUCCUGCAAAAACCUCCUGGAUAAAGAUGUGGGCUCCAAAUCCGACCCGCUGUGUGUUCUCCUGCAGAGUACGGGUAACGACCAGUGGACGGAGGUGGAUCGUACAGAGAGAGUGAAGAACUGUCAGGAUCCUGAGUUCUCUAAGAGGCUGUGCGUCGAUUAUCAUUUUGAGAAGGUGCAGAAGCUGAAGCUGGGCGUCUACGACAUCGACAACAAGUCUGUAGACCUGAAGGAUGAUGACUACCUGGGAGGAUUUGAGUGCACUCUUGGCCAGAUUGUCUCCACUAAGAAGGUUACAAACCCUCUCGAACUCAAGAAAGGGAAACCAGCUGGUAAAGGCACCAUAACGAUCGUAGCUGAUGAAGUGAAGGAUAAUAGGGCUAUUGUUCUGGAGGUGGAGGCCAGAAACCUGGACAAGAAGGACAUGUUUGGUAAAUCAGAUCCGUUCCUGGAGUUCUUUAAGCAGGCUGAUGAUGGGAGCUGGACUCUGGUCCACAGAACAGAGGUCAUUAAGAAUAAUCUGAAUCCCUCCUGGAAGAAGUUCACAGUUUCUGUGGGGACGUUCUGUAAUGCAGAUUUCAACAAACCGCUUAAGGUCCACUGCUCUGAUUACGAUAGCGACGGCUCUCACGAUCUGAUUGGCAUUUUCCAAACUAACGUGGUCGAGCUUCUGAAAGCAGACAGUGGAUCAGGGGUGGAGUUCGACUGUAUUGAUCCUGAGAAACAGAAAAAGAAGAAGAGCUAUAAGAACUCGGGUGUGGUACGCAUCAAAAACUGCAAGAUCGAGGCUCAGUACACGUUCCUGGAUUACGUGAUGGGAGGCUGCCAGAUUAAUUUCACGGUAGGGAUAGAUUUUACGGGCUCUAAUGGAGAUCCUCGCUCCCCUGAGUCUCUGCAUUACCUCAGUCCUGACGGGACCAAUCAGUACCUCAACGCUAUCUGGUCUGUGGGUCAGGUGAUCAAGGAUUAUGACACGGAUAAACUCUUCCCUGCUUUUGGAUUCGGUGCUCAGGUGCCUCCAGAUUUCAAGGUGUCGCACGAGUUUGCUCUGAACUUCAACCCCAACAGCCCUUACUGCCAAGGUAUAGAGGGAAUCGUGCAGGCGUAUCGCGCGGCUCUGCCGCAGGUUCGGCUCUACGGUCCGACCAAUUUCUCCCCCAUCAUUAAUCACGUGGCUCGAAUCGCUGCAGGAGCAGCGCAGCAGUCUAACGCUGCACAAUAUUUCGUGCUGUUGAUCAUCACUGACGGGGAGAUCACGGAUCUGGACCAGACGAAACAGGCCAUAGUGAACAGCUCCAAGCUGCCCAUGUCCAUCAUCAUCGUGGGCGUGGGAGAAGCUGAUUUUAAGGCGAUGGAGGUUCUGGAUGGUGAUAACGGUGUGCUGAAAGCUCCCUCCGGAGAACCGGUGUCCAGAGACAUCGUCCAGUUCGUUCCUUUCAAAAGCUUCGCCAGCGCUCCUAGAGAAGCUCUGGCUCAGACAGUUCUAGCUGAGGUUCCCGGUCAGCUGGUUUCCUACUUUAAGAUGAGAAACAUCAUCCCGGUUAAUCCUCCUGCUCCCAGUAAAUAGAGGGAGAUUCAUCACCGGGACACGAGGGAGAAACGCUUAUUAAGAUUUUUACUGUUGCCUAUAUAUUUCAGAUUACGCCAGUUAUGCAUGCCAACAUAACCUUAAAGUUUAGGGGCCAUAUUUUUAUAAAUAUAUCAGUUUAUUUUAUCUGACUGUGUUUGUGUUUACCAAUCCUCUGCUUUAUCUUUGCUUCUCAAAAGCAUGCCUGGGUGUUUUUCUGAGUCAAAAUGAUUAUUUUUGUUAUUUUUGGAUUUUUCAGUGCAGUUUACAGUAAUUCUACAGUAAUUCUACAGUAAUUCUACAGUAACUGGAGAAGUUAAAUUUCAAUCCAAAUGAUUAAAUCAUCCACAUUCCAUUAAACACCUAUAAUCUCUAUAAAAUAAUGCUCUAAUCUAUAAUCUAUAAUUCAUAUGUUACUCUUUACAGUAAGUGUACAUUAAUUAACAGUACUAAUUAACCAACAGGUCUCAAUUCAGUAUUAUUAUUAUUUACUACAUUUGUAAACAUUAAAAUUUUUAGUAAUGUUUAAUAAUUUCUUAACUAGAGUUAAUAAAUAUUCAUAAGUUGAGACAUUAUUUAUGGAAAUAUUUUACAUAUUUUUCUUAUUCACUGUUAUCAGUACUGUUAAAUGAUGCACAUAUAUUGUAAAGUGAGGCCCCGCCCACACACACAUAUAUCAGGAUAUUUUUUUUAUAAAAGUUAUUUUUGUGUUUUCUGUCUUCUCAGUUCAGAGAAACACUUUAUUUUUAGGUCACUGAAAACUAGAAGUGUUUUGUAAAUGUUGUUUAUCAAAGCGAUAACAAUAACACAAUAACUACGACACAUGUUUCUGAUUAAAAACUUUGAUAGAGCGAUAGAACAUCUCAAAAUAACUAAACCUAUCUUUUAUUUCUGUGAAAGUGAUUUCGAGAUGGUGGCGUUUCCCUCAAUAAUGCGUUUUUUUUUCUCACAGGUGAUCACAGUAUCACAAUAUUAUCACGAAACAAGAUUGUCACAAUACAAUGUAUCAUGUAAUGUUAUCACAAUACGAUAUUAUUGCAGUAAGGUAAUGUGAUACAAUGUUAUUGCAGUGUGAUAUUAUCACAAUAUGAUUUGCAAUGCAAUAUCGCAAUGUGAAAUUACGAUAACGAUAUUACAAUACGAGAUUAUCGCAGUACAAUAUCAUGAUAGCGAAAUCACAAUACAGUUCUCUACGAUACUUCACACCAUCUGUGUUUCUGAAGAGGAUAAAAUACUCCUAAAUAAUCAAAUACAAGCAAAUAUGGAUUUAUUGGUGUUUCAGAUUCACACAAUUUUACAACCGAUAUUCUUCACCACAGAUUUAUUAACCCUGUUAAUUAGAUUAUAGCGCCACCAAGUGAAAAAAGAAGCGACUAUGUUUCAAUAAAUAUAUAACAAUAUUUGACUGUAUGUAUGGAUAUUGAUAAGUAUCGCAAAUGAAAGCCUAUCGAUAUGAUAUAUUGCGAUAAUUGAAUUUUGAGUGUAAAAAUCUGUGCUGUAUUUAGGUCUGUUUUGGACGUUACACUUUAUGUUGAGGACUUUGUGUUAGCUCCUCCGCUGGGAUAGCGUGCAUGCUGAUGAGUGUUUUAGAGCUCUUUAGAGUUUUUGUCUGCUUUGUCGUGUUAAUCGAGAGAUUUUCAGAAACGCUGCUUUAGGAAUGAUUUUUUCCCAAAAAAAAUCUCCAGAUGUGUGUAAAGGGGGGCAGAAUUUGAGCCACUAUAUUAGCCUGUUACACAUCUGCACCCACAAAGCCAUUUAUUUACACAUUAUCAGUAUUCACAAUCACUUCCAGCCUUUUACUGUCAGAAAUACAGCGCGUUUUAUCUGUGUAGCUUUAGACAAUUAAUUCCAUGUUUAAUUUCUAUUGCAGUUUUGCUCUUUUGCAGUUGGAUUAUUGUGAAAAUCAAUAACUUUCUGAUUAAUAGAAGAUUUUUUACACAAAUCACCAAAAUCCCACCUAAAGUAAGAGAAUAAUCUAAAUCUAAAACUAGUGUACUGAGUGUACGGACAGAUCAUCCACUGUGAUUCAGGUCUGAUUUUCUCUAUAAAAUUGUGUAAAAAAAAAAAAAAAAGUGUACAAGUUUGUUAGACGCAAAAUAUAUCUAUUUAACUCGCAUUUCUUUCUUUCUUUCUUUCGCACUUUGUAGUCGUGAUGAGCGUAAUAUAGUUAUGCUAUCUGCACUAGCUAUCUAUAGUGAAUAGGUUCAAUUUAAAGAUCAUGCUUUAUGAAUGCCUUAUAGAAAAAUAAUGCAGUUAUUUUUUUGGAAUGGAAUUAACAGCCACUUUAUUUUUGUAUUGUUCGAUUGCAACAAAAGAAUAAUGAAAAGAUUUAAAAUGCUUAAAUUGUUUACGUAACUAGACAAUCCUAAAUUAUGUAGGUAUGCUGGAUAUAAUAGAAAUAGGUCUGUCACAAUAAUGUUAGAUAAUUGUGAUAUCGUCUAUUGUGUUUGUUUGUAUGUUUGUUCACAUGAAUAACAGUGAACAGUAUUUUAGUCAGUCAUGCUUCAAUAACUCUGACUACAUACACACUGUGUGGACUAAAGUAGGUGAAGAAAUAAGUAUAUAAUUCCCAAACUAAUUAUAAUAAAUGAUUAAUUCUUGAAAAAGUGUAUUAUUACUUCUUUAUGCUGUUCUGUUAUCAUUUUAUCAAUUGCAUUUAUUAUUCUUAAAAUUACAAGAAUAUCGUGUAUCUCAAUAAUUUCUGGGACAAUAUAUCGUCCACAGAACAUUUUUAUUGUGACAGGCCUAAAUAUAAUAUAUGUGUGGGAUUGCACUCUUACUUAAUGAAUGUUUGUUAAACUUUAUGCAAACUAACAGCACAUUGAUUGAUGCACAUCACGUAAGUUGCCAAAUAUGCAGCCGUCUGCUUUUUUUAUGCCUUAUUAUUAAAGAUCAGUGUGUCAAAAAGUUUAAAUGCAGGAUAUUAACACUUUAAUGAUCACAGUAAGCCUUAUGGGACCAUAGCAGAGGGCUAAUGAUAUAUUCAUUUUUUUAUUUCUGUAGAAGGGAAGUUUUGUUCAGGCUGAAUUUAUACCACUGCUGAAUUAUAGAGCAGCUUUUCCUUCUUUUUCACAUCGAUUUAUUCUUUAUCUGAUUGAUUUUUCUCAUUUCCUGACUCUCAUGUUCUCAGGCAUGUUCCCUUUAUUUUUUCAAGUAAAAAUAAAACAUCGACUCUGUUGAACCUUUA